Mollisia scopiformis is the source of this 2235-nucleotide messenger RNA. RefSeq lists its product as uncharacterized. Gene Ontology annotation, biological process: regulation of DNA-templated transcription. NCBI's taxonomy places the organism in Eukaryota, Fungi, Ascomycota, Leotiomycetes, Helotiales, Mollisiaceae. Gene Ontology annotation, molecular function: zinc ion binding; DNA-binding transcription factor activity, RNA polymerase II-specific. The record is from RefSeq and is a predicted model, not a curated record. The coding region runs from base 313 to 2235 and encodes 640 amino acids. The transcript is spliced from 3 exons.
UGCAAUGCGACGUGCCUUGAGGCGAACAUCAAGCAUUCCAACUACACCCACCAUACAGCAAGUACUGUAACUGUUGACCAUGAAGCUGAUAGACUCCAAUAAGCUGACCGGCGCAGUUUUACCUGCGUGUAUACAUGUUUUUCUCCUGUAUUUAAGCAUGAGUCCUUGAAUGUUUUCAAAGAAAGGAGCCACGUGAAAUUGGAAAGCUUACCUUUAUGUUUUGAAGCUUUUCUAUACUGCUCUUAUACCUAUCCUCUUCAAUCAUUUACCUCCCGUUGAAAGGUUUGAUCUGUAGCAAUUGUUCCUUGAGCCAUGGUGUACUGUGGGAAACCUUCGAAAGGAUGCAGCCAUUGCAGGCAGCGCAAAAUCCGAUGUGAUCAAGGUGUUCCUGCUUGCAGUCAAUGUAUUAAAGCACAGAAAGAGUGUUCCGGUUACAGGAAUAUGUUAGAUCUGGCGUUCAGGAACGAGAGCGAACACGUUAUCAAGAAAGCAAAUGCAAAGUCUCGGAAGACGCCUCCUAGAUCCAAAGAGGCGUCGCCCAUCCCCAAGAAAGAUCCCCGCGCUGCAGCCGUACCUGGACCAGCAACUCCCGUCCCAUCAAUUAUCGUAUCAAAUGUGACGAGUGACACCUUCCCAACAUUAUUCUCCGAUGACUGGCAGAAUACUGAAUCGGCCACACCAUCCUUCCCAUUUUGCAUGCAGCCGACUGCCCAGGAGAGUGGUUUCAAUUACUUUAUAUCCAACUUCGUCAGGCUACCCAAUGGCCCGUCGCACGGACAUUUCUCAUAUGUCGACCACCUAUACAGGACUGGUGCGCUCAAUGAUACAUUACAGGUAGCCAUCACGGCCACGGGACUCGCGAGCCAUGCCACCAAGACGAAAUCAGCAACACUUAUGGCUCGGGCCCGGAGAGAAUAUGCAUUGAGUCUUAGAAAUAUCAACGCUGCUCUGAUAUCGCCAACUGAACGUCUGAAGGAUUGCACAUUGAUGGCAAUUCUUGUUGUAGCUGUUUUCGAAUCAAUAGCAGGAGCCAAAUCGUUAUCCCUGAAAGAAUGGACAGAGCAUAUCAAUGGCGCUGCGACCCUCGUCAAAAUACGGGGUCGCAACCAACUCAAGGACCGAUGGAGUCGAGGUCUCUUUAUCCACGCCACAUCACACGUGGCGGUCAGUUGCAUGCAACGAGACGCUGCCAUGCCACCUCAACUAGUUGAACUUCGAGCCGAAGCGCUCAAAUUACUUCCAGUGGAUCCAGGCUAUCAAUAUUUAGGCACGAAUGACGCAUUAACAACUUUUCGUAACGCCCUGAAGACUGGGGCAAUUAAAGACCCAGAAGCCGUCAUUGCAAGGGCACUGACGAUUGACAAAGAUCUCGUCCGUUGCUUUAUUGAUGUGCCUCAUGGCUGGAUGUACGAGACAGUAUUUACGGAGACAGAUUGUGAGGUAGUGUUUGAUGGAUCUUAUGAUGUUUAUUUCGACCAUUGGACCGCUCAGCUGUGGAAUGCUAUGCGAGCAAAUCGCAUCAUGCUCCACGAAACUAUUCGCAGUCAACUCAUCCAAGGCUUCACAUCCACACCACCUCAAUUCACAGUCGAGUAUUUCCAAACACGGUUCCAAGAUUCCGUAAAAAUCUGCACCCAGAUGCGAGACGAGAUUUUCCGGGGCGUACCUCAACAUCUAGGAUUCGUCACCCGAAAACCCUUCACCUCACCCUACAGCUCGACGACUUCUUCGCCUCCUUAUAUGGCGGAUAUGUUCUCGGAAACAGAAGCUACAAGAUCACAGCUUCCUACCACCUCAUUCACAGACCUCCUUUCCGACAACACCUUCGACUUGCCCCCUCCAAAAGAAACCCUCGUCCAAGACCCAACACACCCUUCGAUCGGCGGCUACUUCCUCCUCUGGCCACUAUACGUCUCGGGCAUAACCCGGGUCUCCAAUGCGGAACACCGAAAAUUCGUCGCUAACACGCUUCAAUACGUGGGAGAAACGAUCGGGAUCAGAGCUGGGAGUAAUCUAGCAGCGUUUAUGCGGGAACAUAGUAUGCAGCCACCGCCGGCAAAUGAGAGUUGGAGGGGGAAGAUGGGUCCGGUUACUGCUAGUUCUAUAUCAGUGGAUGAGGUGUUGAUUGAUGAGAAGCCGAAGAGACCACUAAUUGAGAUGUUGGCUAGGGAGGAGAUGGAGAGGGAGGAGAGGCUGAGGGCUGGGAGGGCGGAGGUUGAAGGUAGAGUUCUGUAA